AUGAAUGAAAAUGGGGAUACAGAUCAACUAUUAGUACAUGAAUCAUAUACAGAAAAUCUUCAAAAUGAUGAAAUAAAUGAUCCUAUCGAUCUUAAAAACAUUCCUUUGACAUCUUGGAAAUUUGAAGGUUGUUGCUGUUUUGUUAAGACAAUGAAAAUAGAGAAAACAAACAAACAUUACUGUGGGUAUUGGGAAAUAUCAGCUUGUAUGCCUUCAUCGGUAGUAUUUUUAAUAUUAUUUGCAUAUUCAUCGUAUUUAUUUAUUACUUUCCCAAGAUUAUCAUUAAUAUCAAAAAUAAUAUCAUGCUUGCAAAUAACUCUUAUGAUGAUUUUGUUCUUUUGGUCAUAUUUUUCCGCAAUGUUAUCAGAUCCUGGAUAUUUACCAUAUAAUUGGGUAGAGACAAGAAGAACAAAGUAUUCGCCUGAGGAAAUACUAUCCGGAACAAUAACUUCUUCAGAUCAAUACAGAUUUGCAAAGCAAAAUAUUCCUCCUUCUUGUUCGCUAUCAAAAACAACAGGAAGAUUUAUCAUUAGAGCAGACCACAUAUGUGAUUGGGUUACAAAUUGGAUCGGUAAACGCAAUCACAAACAAUUUAUUUUGAUGAAUUUUUAUGGAGCACUUUACGCAAUAUCAUUAUUUGUAUGGAGAUUCUUUAUGAAUUCUGUUCCUGACCAAGCACAAGAUGCCAUUCAAGUUUUUUUGAUGAUAAUUUCUGCAUCUGAAGAAUUUAUAUUUACUUUUAUUUUAUCAUGGUCAAUGAUUCUAAAUUUGAUCGACCUUUGCGAAAAUAAUACAACAAUCACAAAAUACAAACAAAUUGACACUCCAAAGUAUUCUGUGAUUGAUUCUAUGAGACAAAUAUGCGGAAAUGGUCCUCUUAUUUCAUGGGUAUGCCCAACAAGCGCAUUUGGCGAUAAUAUUCAGCUAUAA
Trichomonas vaginalis G3 is the source of this 930-nucleotide messenger RNA. Its product is annotated as cysteine S-palmitoyltransferase protein. Gene Ontology annotation, biological process: peptidyl-L-cysteine S-palmitoylation; protein targeting to membrane. The transcript has a single exon. Gene Ontology annotation, molecular function: protein-cysteine S-palmitoyltransferase activity. The coding region runs from base 1 to 930 and encodes 309 amino acids. The record is from RefSeq and is a predicted model, not a curated record. NCBI's taxonomy places the organism in Eukaryota, Parabasalia, Trichomonadida, Trichomonadidae. Gene Ontology annotation, cellular component: Golgi apparatus; endoplasmic reticulum.